CCUGGGCCUUGCGGUCCGCCUGGGGGCCUCCGAGAGUCCUGGGUCAGCCCCGCCCCGCCCCGCCCGCCCCAGAGCCCAGCCACUGCCCGCCGGCCCUUCCGCCUCACUCAGAGGCGCCACGGAGCAGGACGGGUGCGGGCCAUGGAGCGGUCGGCGGGCAAGGAACUAGCCCUGGCGCCGUUGCAGGACUGGGGUGAGGAGACCGAGGACGGCGCGGUGUACAGUGUCUCCCUGCGCAGGCAGCGCAGUCAGCGCUGGAGCCCAGGGGAGGGCCCUGGGGGCAGCCAGACCCCCAACCCGGCUGCCGAUACCUUCCUCCACUACCGCACCAGCAAGGUGCGGGCGCUCAGGGCUGCACGGCUGGAGCGGCUGGUGAGAGAGCUGGUGUCCGGAGACCGCGAGCAAGACCCGGGCUUUGUGCCUGCUUUCCUGGCCACCCACAGGGCCUUCGUGCCCACUGCCCGAGUGUUGAGCUAUCUGUUGCCGCCGCCGCCACCCCUACCGCCACCUCCCAGGGUAGAGAGCAAGACGACCGAAGGACAAGAUCUGAACUUCAAUAAGAACCUGAGGGCUGUGGUGUCUGUGCUGGGCUCCUGGCUACGGGACCACCCUCAGGAUUUCUGUGACCCUCCUGCCCAUCCAGACCUGGGCAGUGUCCGAAUUUUUCUGGGCUGGGCAGCCCCAGGGGGUGCUGAGGCCCAGGAAGCAGAGAAGCUUCUGGAGGAUUUCUUGAAGGAGCCUGAGGGAGAACAAGAAGAAGAGGAGCUACUGGUGGCUUGGGCAGGACCUCCCAGGGCUGCGCAGUCCCCCAGACCUGACUCCCCUGAGGGCUGCGUGGAAGAGGAUGAAGGACCCAGGCGGGAAGGUCCCGAGCUCCUGGACUUCUGUGUGGACGCGGUGGCAGAGCAGCUGACCCUCAUGGACGUGGAGCUCUUUUCACGCGUGCGUCCCUGCGAGUGCCUGGGCUCGGUGUGGUCGCAGCGGGACCGGCCAGGGGCCUCGGGCGUUGCCCCCACCGUGCGUGCCACUGUGGCUCAGUUCAAUUCAGUGACCGGCUGUGUGUUGGGCUCUGUCCUCGGGGCGCCGGGACUGACCGCCCCUCAGAGGGCUCAGCGGAUCGAGAAGUGGAUCCGCAUCGCCCAGUGCUGCCGAGAACUGCGGAACUUCUCCUCCUUGCGAGCCAUCCUGUCCGCCCUGCAGUCUAACCCCAUCUAUAGGCUCAAGCGCAGCUGGGGAGCCGUGAGCCGGGAACCGUUAUCCACUUUCAGGAAACUUUCACAGAUUUUCUCCGAUGAAAACAACCACCUCAGUAGCAGAGAGAUUCUUUCCCAGGAGGAGGCUACUGAGGGACCCCAAGACGAGGACAACCCUCCAGGAAGCCUGCCUUCAAAACGGUCCCCAGGUCCUGUUCCCUACCUUGGCACCUUCCUCACGGAUCUGGUUAUGCUGGACACAGCCCUGCCGGACAUGUUGGAGGGGGAUCUCAUCAACUUUGAGAAGAGGAGGAAGGAGUGGGAGAUCCUGGCCCACAUCCAGCAGCUACAGAGGCGCUGUCGGAGCUACAACCUGAGCUCCCACCCACACAUCCUGGCUGCCCUGCGUGCCCAGCGCCAGCUUAGCGAGGAGCAGAGCUACCGAGUCUCCCGGGUCAUCGAGCCACCAGCCGCCUCCUGUCCCAGUUCCCCGCGCAUCCGGCGUCACAUCAGCCUUACCAAACGUCUUAGUGCGAAGCUGUCCCGAGAGAAAACCUCGUCCCCUGGUAGUAGUCCAGGAGACUGUUCAUCGCCCACCUCCAGUCUGUCUCCAGGGUCCCCCCCAUCCAGUCCUAGAACUAAGGACCCUCCUUUUGGAAGUCCCCCAGCUUCUCCAGGGCCCCAGGGCCCCAGCACCAAGCUGCCCCUGGGCCCAGACCUGCCCCCGAGCAGCCCUCGCGUCCCCCUCCCGGGGCCCCAGACCUCGGAGGCCCGGGUGAUUCGUGUCAGCAUCGACAACGACCAUGGGAACCUCUAUCGGAGCAUCUUGCUCACCAGUCAGGACAAAACCCCCAGCGUCGUGCAGCGAGCCCUGCUGAAGCACAGUGUGUCCCAGCCCUGGGCCCGAGGCUACCAGCUCUUCCAAGUCCUGCCUGGGGACAGGGAGCUCCUGAUUCCUGACAAUGCCAACGUCUUCUAUGCGAUGAGUCCAGCUGCCCCUGGGGACUUCGUGCUACGGCAGAAGGAGGGGACCCAGCACACACCCUCUGUCUCCAUGAACUGAGGUGGCCCUCUCCUCUCUCCAGGUCACAGGCCCCAUGGGCGUCUUGGGACUUGGGUUCUGCCACCAUGGGGGUGGGGGGCCCCUUUCCUGGAAAGCCUCCUUCUGUGAUAAGCCCUCUCCAGCUUUAGCCCAUCAGACCCCUCCCACUGACCUUCCGGGUCCUGGAUCCUUAUUCCCAUGACAUUAGCAUGCAGGGUGUCUGCAAUGACAACAAAGCGCAGAGAAGCCUGAGAGCCCUAGCAACGGCAGUGAGUGAAUCAUGGAUGCCAGAGUGGACCCUGUCCCACCCAGAUCCUCCCUGACUUUUGGGGGCGUAAUGUGCCUCUCUCCUGCCAUGUACAGAGGAGAGUGAAGAUUCAAAGUCCCAACAGAAACAGAAACAAACAAAUUAACUUUAUCACUUAGGAGUCUGUAAGGGCCCUGAAGAUGGAAAGAGCAAUGUGAGCAUGGGGUAGAAAGAAGGGAGCAGUAGAGAAGGCAGAGGAAGAGCUGCAUGGCUCCUGCAGAGUAGUAACUGUGAUUAACAGUGAUAUUAGCAUGCCCACCGAGGGCUUCCAGUCCCAACUGGCAUCCAGUAUCUUUUAUCUCACUAUGUUAAUCAGAGUUCUUUCUGCUUUAAGUGGUUAAAAUCCUUUUCUAACAGGCAUGUACCAAAAGGAAAAUUGAUAGCUCACAUAAUUGAGAAGUCCAUUGGGUAUGGCUUCAGGCACAGUUGGAUCCAGGGACUCAAAAGAUACCAGAAUUUAUUGCUGUUUCUUGGCUCUGAUUCUCUCUGAGAAUGAGACUAUCUGUUAUCCCCCCAAAUCCAAUUACCCUUUUCUGUGGUAAUAGAGCCACUGAUUUUUAGCUAGCCAUUCAAGUGAAAGCUGCAUUUCCUAACUUCCUGCAGCAAGGUGUGGCCAUGUAAGAUAUAAAAGGAAAGGAUGUUCCCCUCAAAGGGAGGUGGGGUACGCCUCCAACUCCCUCCUUUUUCUGCUGGUUGGAAUGAAGAUGUGAAGUGGAUCAUCUUGGAUCGGGCUCCACAUCUUCUGAAUAACUGAGCAACAAGGUGGAAGGAGCCUGGACCUCUGUAACCAAGGAGCUGCCAUUUUAGAAAGCUGCUACCAGAGUGUCAUGUAGGAGAGAAAUAAAUCCCUCUCUUACUGAAGGCUUUGUUCCUUGGUGCCCUGUGACAGUAACCAAAGAACGUUGUGAUCAACAUAGCCCUACGCCGAGGCAGGCUCACCUCAAAGGAGCAGAGCCAGCUCCACAUCCCACCGGUGCUGCCCAUCUGGUUCUUAAAUCGGUCCUGUUCCCCCAGUGUUGGAGAUUGAACACUCAAGAAACGCCGAGCAGAGAGAGAGAGGGAGCGAGAGGGGGAGAGAUCUGUCGGUAGAGGAGGGGAUCCAAGGCUGGUGCCUGGGGGAGCAGGGGUGUCCUGCCGUUUCGUAGAUUUCAGAUUUCUUUCUUAUCUUGUCCAUGUGACCAAAAAGUGGAAUAACCAAGAGCAGGAAAGGAACUGUCCAGGGUACAGGUAGGAAGGGAGUCAGUCGUCCAGGAGGGGCUCGUUAACAACUCCCUUCCGGGAGGAACAACUUCCUGGAGGCAGGUAACCCUGGCAACAGGUCGGAGGAGGGGGAGUGCUCUGGAGUAUCAGCAGUUUAUUUCCUUUUGAAUCAGUCCCCACCUUCUGACCCAUCAUCAUCACCUGACUGACUGUCCUUUGGCCUGGCCUCACUACCCUCCCAAGUGGACAGAUCUCCUCCUUCCCACUGUGACCACAGCAAAAAUCCCAGAGCAGGUUCAUAUUGGACCAUCCUGGGUCACGUGUCUAUCCAUGAAACAAAUGCCGUUCAGAGGAAUGGCAUAUGCUGAUUGGCCAGGUAGGGGUCCUCUGCCCACCCCUUGAGCUGGCACAAAAAGCUCAAGUCAAAGGGGUGGUGUCUGGGCAGGCACAGGCAGGGAGAUUAAAUUUGGGUGCUGUACUAGGAGGAGGAGGAGGAGAAAUUCUGGCGAAUGGCAAAAAAACAGUUCCUCUGGUUCUUUCUUGUUUUGAGUGCUGGGGAUUGAACCUGGGGCCUCUCACAUGCUAGAAGAGUGCUCUCCCACUGAGCUGCACCCCAGCCACAGUCCCUGUGGGUCUAACAUCGUCCCUGGAGAAAUAGCAAGGAAGGCCCAGGUACCAUCCGGAGUUGGAGAGGAGACAGAAGAAUCUAACUUUGUGGAGGCCGGAUGAAACCCCGGUCAUAGUACACACCGUGCUUCUCAGAGUCCUUCUGUAAGCAUAAAGACCCGAAGACCCCUGGGAUAUAACAGCAUCCUAUCCGAACUAGUCCAGGCAACGGAUAACUGCCAUCCUCCCUGAGUGCUCAUUGUGUGCCAAGGUUUGUUUUAAAAGAAUUUCACUCAGUCAGGCAUGGUGCUGCACGCCUGCAAUCCCAGCCACUCUGGAGGCUGA
Messenger RNA from Sciurus carolinensis (gray squirrel), 4693 nucleotides. RefSeq names its product ral guanine nucleotide dissociation stimulator like 3 (gene Rgl3). Bases 142 to 2256 code for a protein of 704 amino acids. The record is from RefSeq and is a predicted model, not a curated record. The transcript is spliced from 19 exons. Gene Ontology annotation, biological process: positive regulation of GTPase activity; Ras protein signal transduction. Gene Ontology annotation, molecular function: guanyl-nucleotide exchange factor activity. Lineage: Eukaryota; Metazoa; Chordata; Mammalia; Rodentia; Sciuridae. Gene Ontology annotation, cellular component: plasma membrane.